Dictyostelium discoideum AX4 is the source of this 1659-nucleotide messenger RNA. RefSeq names its product hmg CoA reductase A (gene hmgA). The record is from RefSeq and is a predicted model, not a curated record. Gene Ontology annotation, molecular function: oxidoreductase activity, acting on the CH-OH group of donors, NAD or NADP as acceptor; hydroxymethylglutaryl-CoA reductase (NADPH) activity. Gene Ontology annotation, biological process: coenzyme A metabolic process; isoprenoid biosynthetic process. NCBI's taxonomy places the organism in Eukaryota, Evosea, Eumycetozoa, Dictyosteliales, Dictyosteliaceae. Gene Ontology annotation, cellular component: endoplasmic reticulum membrane. The coding region runs from base 1 to 1659 and encodes 552 amino acids. The transcript has 2 exons.
AUGCUAUUCGCUCCACCAAAUUUAGAAACUAAAGAGUUAUUUUGGAUUAUAUAUAUUUUAAUCCUUAUACCAAAAGUAUUCGCUAAAGUAAUGUCUGUAAGAGAAUUAUUUCCUUUUUUUAAAUGGGGAUUUAAUAUAAGAAGAUCAAAUUUUUUAGUACCAAUUCUCAGUAAUAACGUUAUUGUUACUGGAGAAGAGGCAGUACAAUAUGAAAAACCUUUACCUUAUAUACCUCAACAUAAUCAACAACAGCAACAAAAACAACAACCAUCACAAGAUUAUAUACAGCAACCACAAAACGAUAAUAAUAUAAAUAGUGGAAAAGAACAAGAACAACAACAACAACAACAACAACAACAACAACAAACACCAGAUAUUACAAAUCAACCAACAAAAACUAAUAAAAAAAUACCAAUUAAAGAAUUAAGUAAUGAAGAAAUUUUAAUUAAAUUAGAAAAAGGUGAAGUAUUGGCAUAUAGAUUAGAAAAUGAAUUAGGUGAUUGUUCACGUGCAGUAGAGAUUAGAAGAAUGUUGUUAGAGAAACAAUUAUCGAAAAAGAUUGAACCAAUUCCACAUGAAGGUUUUGAUUUUGCAAAGGUUCAAGGACAAUGUUGUGAGAAUGUUAUCGGUUACGUACCAAUACCUGUUGGUACCGCUGGCCCAAUUCAAUUGAAUGGACAAUUGGUUACAAUUCCAAUGGCAACAACUGAAGGAUGUUUAGUUGCCUCAACUCAUCGUGGUUGUAAAGCAAUCACUGAGAGUGGUGGUGCAAAAUGUACAAUCACAUCACGUGGUAUGACUCGUGCACCUGUCGUUAGAUUUAGUGAUAUCGUUAAAGCAUCAGAAUUUGUAUCUUGGAUCAAUGAUACUGAUAACUAUCAAGCUUUAAAGGCUGUUUUCGAUUCAACUUCACGUUUUGCACGUCUUUCCGCUAUUAAAUGCACAAUUGCUGGUCGUUCAGUAUAUAUUCGUUUCAAAUGUGACACUGGUGAUGCCAUGGGUAUGAAUAUGGUUUCCAAGGGUGUUGAGGCCGUAUUGGAACAUUUAAAGAUCAUUUUCGAUGAUAUGACACUCUUAAGUAUUAGUGGUAACAUGUGCACCGAUAAGAAACCUUCCUCAAUCAAUUGGACCGAAGGUCGUGGUAGAAGCGUAGUUUGUGAGGCCAUGAUCACUGGUGAUGUCGUUCAAAGAGUUUUAAAAACAAACGUUCAAGCAUUGGUAGAUUUAAAUAUCGCCAAAAAUUUAAUUGGUUCAGCUAUGGCUGGUUCAAUUGGUGGUUUCAAUGCUCACGCUUCAAAUAUCGUCACUGCUAUCUUUUUAGCAACUGGUCAAGAUUGUGCUCAAAAUGUUGAAUCUUCAAAUUGUAUCACCCAAAUGGAGGCUUGUAACGAUGGUCAAGAUCUUUAUAUCACUGUCACUAUGCCUUCAAUUGAAGUUGGUACAGUUGGUGGUGGUACUUCAUUACCUGCCCAAUCUGCUUGUUUAGAUAUCAUUGGUGUUAAAGGUUCUUCAUCAAGUAAACCGGGUGCAAAUGCUGAUCAAUUAGCUAAAACUAUUGCUUCUGCCGUUAUGGCUGGUGAAUUAAGUUUAAUGUCUGCAUUAUCUGCUGGUCAUUUAAUGAAAUCUCAUCUUCAAUAUAAUAGAGCAAAAACAAAUUAA